AUGGCCAAGGAGGACGCCACUCCACGGCGCGGCACCCGUGCGACAGCUGCAAGGACGCCCCGCACCACUCGCCGCGCCGCUGCUGCUGCCGCUGCCUCCAGCGAGGAGGAGGAGGAGCAGCCGCAGGUGGCGCCGCGCACGACGCGGCGGCGAGGCGCAGCGGCCAAGGCUGCCAAGGAGCCUCCACCGCCUGCUGACGACUCUCCCGCCGAGGAGGAGGAGCAGCAGCCUGCGCCGCGCGCCACGCUGCGCCGUCGCGGCGCAGCAGCCGCCAAGAAGGCCGCGGCCGAGUCGGAGGCGGAGCCCGAGGCAGCAGAGCCCGCGGCGCCCACGCCCUCCAACUCCCGCCGUGCCGGCAAGGACGGCGCCGCUGCGCCGGCGGAGGAGAAGCUGAUUGGCUCCUUUGGCUCCCCCACCUUCUUCCUGCUGCUGCUGCUGGCCACCAGCGCCGUGCUGGCCACGCUGGCCUACCCCUACUGCCAGCAGCGCGACUGCGCCGAGCUGAUGCACAACCUGCCGGAGCUUGCGGGCGAGGCGGCGGCGGACGUGUAUGGCCAGCUGCGCGAGCGUGCCCUGUCUGCCGCGGACGCGCUGCAGGCGCAGGUGCAGACGCUGUUAGACAUAGUGCGCCCUGGCGGCUACGACGAUGGCGGGGCGUGCCAGUUUGAUGCGUCCACAGCGCUGCAUGCGGUGAUGCCCAUGGGGGGCGAGUUUGUUGCGCUGCACGCCGCCGCGGCAGCCACGCUGGGCGGCCAAGGAGCGGAGAACAAGGCCGCCGUAGCACUGCUGGUGUGCGAGCUUGGCGCCGACUGCCUGAGCAGCGUUGAAAACGUAGAUGCGGCGGUGUCGGACCCCAGCCAGUGCGUGCUGCACCUGGAUGGACCGCAGCUGGGAGAUGAUGCAGACGCGCUGCAGACUACCCCUGCCGGCAUCGUGGUGCUGCGGCGCAUCGAUGAGAUGUCGCCCGCGCUGCUGCCGGUGUUGGUGGACGCGAUGGGCCAGGACGGGUCUCUGCCUGGGCCCGAUGGAGAGUAUGUGGCCACCACAGAUGCCACUUUCUUCCUCACAUCCCUCGUGCCGCCAGAGGCCUUUGACAACCUGAAGGAGCAGGUCAAGUUCAAGCUGGAUGUGAAGAACCUGAUGGUGGUGGACUUUGUGCUGAGGGCGGGCGAGGGGGAGAAGGAGGAGGUUGCCACCCAGGCCAAGGCGCUGCGCCGCCAGAUCGACUUUGUGAUCCCCAUCGGCUCCGAUCCGCUCUGGGGGGUGGCCACGGAGGCGGGCGAUGCAGAGGGCGGCGAGUCCAAGUGCCACCUCAACGCCACCGAGGUCGUCGGCUGGCUGCUGCCGGAGGGCGACGACUGGACCACGGUGCGCGAGACGGCGGCCAGCGUGCUGGGCGCCGAGCGGACGCACGCCGGGACCGAGCUGCAGCCCGCGGCGGUGCUGUUUGCCUGCGACGGCGAGGAGGGGUGCGAGAAUGCGGUGAUAGAGGCGGGCCGCGCAACCAGCGGCGGCCGCGACUGCAUGCUCAUUCUGGAGGGCUCCCGCCUCGACAGCGUGGCGGGUCUGCAGGCGAUGCUGGCCGGCUUCCUGUCCAACACGCCCGACGGCAUCGUGGUGCUCAAUCGCAUUGACAAGAUGGCGCCAGAGGUGCUGGGUGUGCUGGUGGAUGCGAUGAGCCACGAAGGCGCGGUGCAGCCGGAUGACGGCCCGGAGCCAGUGUCCACCUCAGGCGCGACCUUCCUGCUGACGGCCCACAUGCCCUCGCCUGUCUUCAAGCAUGUGGAGAAUGAGCUGCGCUUCCGCCAGGACGCCUACCACCACAUGGUGGCCGACUUCCGCGACCGCGCUGCCGACAAACGCGAGGCUGGCAUGCUGGCAGAGGCGCUGCAGCAGCGCCUGGAUGCCCUGCUGCCGGUGGGGUCUGACCCCGACGAGUAUGAUGCCUGGGUGGCGGCCCAGUUGGCGGCGGGGCUGCCCACCGAGAGGGUGGUGGUGGAUGAGGAGGGCGAGGUGGAGUGGCAGGAGGUGCAGGAGGGGGAAUGGGAGGAGGAGGAGCCUCCGCCAGAGGGCGACUGGGAUGAGCAGGAGGAGUUCUAUAUGGAUCAUGAGGAGGGCGCUGCUGAGGAGGGGGAAACAGAGGAGGGGGAGGCAGAGGGCGAGUGGCAGGAGGAGGAGGGCGAUGCUGCAAAUGCCCAGUGGGAUGCGGCAGCGGAGGAGGCGGCCCAGGCGGAGGCGGAGGAGUGGGCAGCCGCGGACGAUGACCAUGCGGCUGCCCCAGUGGAUGGCGAGGAGGGGGACGGCAGCGCCUGGGAGGAGCAGCCACCCGGCGAAGACCUGCCGCAGGUCCCUUACGAGGGAGAGGAGGGCGAUGGCGGCAGCUGGGAGGAGCCCGCGGACGAUGCCGAUGAUCGCCUGGCAGCCGAGUGGGAGGCCACGGCGGAGGACCAGCAGUAUCACCAGCAGGCGGUGGGGGAUGACGGCGCCUACGAGCACCAGUACGAUCCCGUGGCGGAGGCGGUGGUGCACCCGCAGUGA
This is a messenger RNA of Chlorella variabilis, 2538 nucleotides long. RefSeq lists its product as hypothetical. The coding region runs from base 1 to 2538 and encodes 845 amino acids. Lineage: Eukaryota; Viridiplantae; Chlorophyta; Trebouxiophyceae; Chlorellales; Chlorellaceae. The record is from RefSeq and is a predicted model, not a curated record. The transcript is spliced from 18 exons.